This is a messenger RNA of Oryza sativa Japonica Group (Japanese rice), 2616 nucleotides long. The record is from RefSeq and is a predicted model, not a curated record. NCBI's taxonomy places the organism in Eukaryota, Viridiplantae, Streptophyta, Magnoliopsida, Poales, Poaceae.
ACGGGGAAAUACAACAGAAUCGAAAUACAGAAUACUGGGUGAACGACACACUGGGAGUCACUUGCAACCUUUAGGGUUGAAUCUCCAGAGAUGGAAAUGAAUCAACAGCAUAAUGAGGGCAACGAAUCUUUCGUGGCCUUGAUGAACGGUUUUGCUGGUGACGGGACGGCAACACUACCGAAUGAUGGGGAGCAGAGAAUGAGUAUUCCAGCAAGAGAAUUAUUUGCAGCAAUUGAGGCCGACUCAGGCUUGUUGCCUGUGAACAGUAGCAACACUAAUGAAAAAAGGAAGAGGCGUCUACAGAGGCUCACUGGCAAACAGUCGGAGGUACUUGAGGGGUUUUUCAGCAUCUGUGGGCAUCCCGAUGAUGGACAAAAGAGGCAUCUGAGUGAGACAACAGGUCUUGGUUUAGAUCAAGUGAAGUUUUGGUUUCAGAAUAAAAGAACACAAGUAAAGACUAUGUGCUGGAAGGAAGAGAACUAUAAGUUGUCGGUGGAGAAUGAAAUUCUGAGGGAUGAGAACAGGAGAGUUAAGAUAGCUCACUGCACUGCUGUAUGCCUCACUUGCUGUAAUUCAUCAGUACAGAACCAGCUUGCCGUUGAGAUGGAAAGGUUAAUGGGGCAGAGUGAGUGGCUGCAACAAGAGAUUGCACGGUCGAAUGGAACACCCCCGGCUGCAAACCUUGCCUUUCAACUUAAUUCAUCAGCAGACUAUGUAUUUUCAGGGCAACAUGACCAACAAAUGAUUGCUGAACUAGCCAAAAACGCAAUGCACGCAUUGAUUAUUUUGGCCGAAUCCCAUGUCGCUCUAUGGUUUCCCGUCCCUGGCUGUUCUUAUGAAGUAUUGAACAAGAUGGCUUAUGACCAAGCAUAUCCUGGGGAUAACAGUGCAAACGCCAUUGGAUUCAAGACAGAGGCUACUCGUGCAGUUUCUAUGGUGAUGAUGGACUACAAAAGCGUUGUGGAUUUCCUCAUGGAUCCUUACAACUACCGAACUUUCUUUCCUGAAGUUAUUUCCGGGGCAGUAACCAACAGGAUCUACACGUGGCCUACCAGUGAUGGUUAUAAUGGGGUUAUACAACUGAUGACUGUCGAGAUGAUGUUCCCAUCGCCCCUGGUACCGGCUAGGAAAUGCACAUUCCUGCGCUAUUGUAAUGUGCUGAACGAAGGAUUAGUGGUCGUCAUUGAUGUGUCAUUGGACGAUGGCAGUAUCUUCUCCAAAUGCCGUAAAAUGCCAUCAGGGUUUCUGAUCCAAUCCAUAAGGCCAAACAGCUGCAAGGUCACUGCCAUAGAGCACGUCCUUGCGGAUGACACCGGUGUUCAUGAGCUCUACCAGCCUUGUAUGAAUGGACUCGUCUUCGGAGCUCGGCGCUGGGUGGCGACCAUGGCGCGGCAGUCUGCACGCAUGAGAGAUGUUCAUCACAACAAGACAGCUCCGCAAGUCAGCACGAAGGGGAGGAAGAAUCUAAUGAAGCUAGCGGACGACCUGCUCGCGAGCUUCGCCGGCGGCAUCGCCGCCACUGGCGGAGGAACGUGGACCGUCGUGAUCGGCGCCGGCACGGAGAAGGACAUCAGGGUCGCGUACAGGAGGACCACCGAGGGCAGCAGCAGCUACAACGCGAUCCUGUCCGUCACCGCGUCCCUGCGUCUGCCGCUGCCCAUGAGGAAAACCUUCGAUCUGCUCAGGAACCUUACUCACCGCUGCAAGUGGGACGUCCUGGUGCACGGCAGCGUGGUGAAGGAGGAGGUCACCAUCGCCAGAGGCGUCGGGAACGACGACACUGUCACCGUCCUCCACUGCAAGCGCGCCGGCAGGGAGGACAGGGGAAGGACCAUGAUCCUGCAGAACAACGGGUACGACGCGUCGGGCUCGUUCAUGGUCUACUCCCAGAUCGACAGCGAGCUGAUGAACACCAUGGUCCUGAGCCCCAGCGACCUGCCGCCCGGGCGGGGCGGGCCGUCCCUCUACCCCACCGGCUUCUCCCUUCUCCCUGACGUCGAGGCUGCCCAGGACAGCAGCGGCAUCGCCCUCGGCGAGGUUGGGGGAACUCUCAUGACCAUGGGCUUCCAGAUUCCGGUGAAGCUCGCCAGUGGGGAUCGCAUGUAUUCCCGGUCUGCGGCAUCGGCAAUCAGGCUCAUGACUGACACCAUUGCCCUCGUCAAGAAGACGCUGAUGAACGAGCAUUCUGGUAUCUACGGGGUUAGCCCGUUCCACCCCUAGAUUCAGAAAAACACCAGAGGGAGAAAAGGGAGGUCCGUGUGCAGAUAAAAAUCAAGAACAUGCGAAGGGGAUUCAUCGGCUCCGAUCACCCUGCAUCUCCCAGAAUUUGCUGAAUUAAUUAGAACUUUAAGGUUGUGUUAACAACCUGUAAUAAUGUUUUUAAGGCCAAACUUAUAUCGUGUCUUUGCUGUAAUAAUGUAGUAUGCGCCUGAUGGAUGUCGACUGCCGUGUACCGAUGCAGUUUGCUUCGCAGAGACGCGGAUACAUUUGCUAUCGUAUGGAUGCUCCUUUAGAACCUAUGUUGCCUCUUAAUUUCUAUGGGUGCUAUUUUAGAACAUCGAUGUGCAGUUUUCUUUGCAGAUUUGGUAUUCUAUGGAUGCUCUUUUAGAACUUAAA